Molecule: messenger RNA, 1561 nt
Organism: Homarus americanus (American lobster)
Lineage: Eukaryota; Metazoa; Arthropoda; Malacostraca; Decapoda; Nephropidae
Product: monocarboxylate transporter 10-like
Biological process (GO): transmembrane transport
Molecular function (GO): monocarboxylic acid transmembrane transporter activity
Source: RefSeq, a predicted model, not a curated record
GUACAGUCAGCGCAGUUUGAGUGCCAAUAAGCGCGAAUACAGUACAUGAUAUCUUAUUUUCAGUAAAAGAGAUUCUGCAGAGGAGAUUUAUAUAUAAGAAGAAUCUAAUUCCUCGUUACAAGAUAUUGGUAGUUGUGGCAAGGUUUGUGGUAGAGGUAGUAGCCACGUAACAGCUGAUGGCAGUACACACUCUCAGCUGCUCAGUUUGUUUACCAGUGUAACAUAGGACGCCAAAGAGAGAGGGUGUGCGCCUGCGUGCCUCGCUGUCCUCGAUAACACGCACAUAUUGACAUCUAAAACAAAUGGGAGAAGCAGACCUGCGUGGUGAACCCUCAGCUGCCACACUCCGAUGACACCCCCCACCCACUGAGGAAAGGUGUUCGACUCUGUAGUACGCUGUAUUCAGUAGAUAUUUUUACCUGUGAUUAUCUAGUCCAUCAUCUAGAUAUUGAGUAAUAAUCCUGGAAACACGUUCAGAACUCUCUUGGCUGUUUUGCACUUAAGGCGGGACCUACUACAGUAUAUGAAACUGCUGUAGUUGUGAAUGUAUAUUGUUACAUUUGAUGGUAAAUUAUUAUUACUGUAUAGUGGGAGAAAAUACUCAAUGUAAUAAUUGUUUAUACAUAAGUGAAAAAGGGGUGUUAAUUUAAAGGAAUAGAAGAGAUAAUUUGCUUGGCAUAUGUACAGUACAAAAUAAGGUUGAACAUUGUACUGUAUGUACUCAGAUACAGAACUGUACUAAUAUUAAAAAAAGUGCAAGAAUAACCUUUUGUGAAAUUGCUGUGUAAGUAAUGCUUUACACAAUGUGUUAUAAAAAAUCUAAAUGAAAUUGUGAAUGUUACAGUGCUUCUGAAGAUGUGUAUAAGUGAAGACUAAAUGAAGGGAAUUUUUAACUCAAACAUUGGUACAGAUUCUCUCAAGAUAUCCAGAUAAUUUAUAAGAGUUGCAGAUCAUAUGAACUUUUAUCUUUACAAGUGAACAGUUGACACAAGUAAAGAUGGCUAUAACAGGUGAAGGAGAAGAGCCUAUGGUGGAGGAGGGAGCCCAGUCAGUUAUUAUUCCCACCAGAAACACCAGCCAGGCGGAGGACAGUGUUGAUGUUCCUUCCCCGGGCAGUAAUGACACCCCAAUGACUGAAAUGUCAGCCAUAGAGAAUGGCCACGUGCAGUUGAUGGUCGCAGACGAGCCAACACUAGCCGAGAAAGUUGCCAUGGAAAAUUAUGAUGUACCGGCUCACGUGUUGGCCUUUGUCCCACCGGAUGGAGGCUGUCGGGCAUGGCUAGUAAUGUUUGCCUCCUUCCUGUGCAAUGGUAUUAUAUUCGGAACAAUAAAUUCAAGUGGAUUACUUUAUGCCGACCUUGUCAAAAAACUUCAAGAUGCUGGGGACCCCAACGCUGCCUUCAAAACUUCUAUGAUGACGUCACUAGCCAUUGGGUCAACGUUCCUGCUAUCCGUGGUGGCUGGGGUUCUAACAGACAACCUGGGUAUCCGACUCACCACCUUCAUCGGGGGAGCCUUAGCUACUGCCGGCAUGUUCAUCUCUUCCUUCUUCUGUGAUCAA